This is a messenger RNA of Dermacentor silvarum, 2400 nucleotides long. RefSeq lists its product as uncharacterized. Lineage: Eukaryota; Metazoa; Arthropoda; Arachnida; Ixodida; Ixodidae. The record is from RefSeq and is a predicted model, not a curated record. Gene Ontology annotation, molecular function: zinc ion binding; nucleic acid binding. The coding region runs from base 42 to 1244 and encodes 400 amino acids. The transcript has a single exon.
AGAAGAAGAAGAAGAAGCCGAGUGGAACGGCUGUGCUCGGAAUGCUCUCUGCUGGAAACAGCGUAUCGGCCUCAGGCCGAGGAUCGUCGACUCCGUUUCUGAAUGAAGAUGCAAGCUACAAAGUUGUCCUCCCGCGUCUACCAACCGGUAACGAUGUGCUGAAUUCCAUUUUUCUUCAUGCGGACUUGAGUGGCAGACCAUACCGUGCUCCUGACUUCCGAGACGCUCUGCUUGAAGUAGUGGAUACUGCAGAUAUUAUAGGUGUAGGACAGUAUCAGAUGAGCCAUGUAUGGAUGGUUACCUGCGCUAGUAGUGCGGCGAAACAUAAACUCGUCGCCUGUGGUGAGCUCCGUGUCAAAGGACUGAAGUGCAUGGUGAUAGAUCCGGAGACUAAAAAUAUCAAGCUCAAAUUACUCUGGCUUCCGCCUCACCUUGAAGCUCGACGGGUUGAAGAGGCGUUCCAGGCGUACGGUCAGGUGAAGUCUGUCGAGAGAGAGGUGUGGAGAUGCACUGGUAUGGAACAGUGGGUGACGACAAACCGGGAGGUUUCCUUGGUGCUCAAGGAUACUGUCACCGUAAGCUCGAUACCACACAUUAUGUCCAUUUAUGGACACCAGUGCCUGGUACUUAUCCCCGGCAGGCCUCCGCUGUGCCUUCGUUGCAAGCGUGUGGGACAUGUCCGUCGACAAUGCAGAAUGCCGAGGUGCUUGCAGUGCCACCGAUUUGGUCACUCGGUGGACUCCUGUGUAUCGACCUAUGCCAAUAAGCUUCGUUCUGGGCAACACAGCGCAGAAGAGCCCCAACUGGACCAUCUCAUGGAUGCUACAGAGAUAGUCGAUGCUACCGGAGAAGCCACAGGCGGCAUCAGGGACGAAGAACAGGAGUCUCCAGAGCCAAUGCCGAGCAGCCACAGCAUCCCAAGCGAAGCUACUGGCAAUAACUCGGUUUGCACACAUGACCUAGAAAACCUUAAAGAAAAGCCCCCCGAUGGCGACAAGGAAGAAGAGGCGAUGGACAGCAGUCAAGCGAGGAAGCGUCCGGCACCGUGCAACGAUGAAACAACGGGGAGUGCAGUACAGGCACCCGAGAGUGUGCCUUCUAGUGCUCAACGGGUUCCCUCCCCUGGUGAUGGUGUGCCGCGGCGGUUUUGUCAGCGAAGUAAGGAGAGUGCUAUAAAGAAGUGCAAAGGGAGCAAGACCACAGAUUUACCUGUGGCCAAGGGUGAUGAAGAACAAAAGCUUUAGGUGAGCAAAAUGGCUACCGCCUUCACCCUCCCCUUAUGUGUAGCGACACUCAACGUGCGUGGGCUGCGGAGUAUAAGGCGUCAGCAGCAGUUACUCCACGUGCUUAGGCAGCAUGAAAUUGAUGUUGGUGCAGUGCAAGAGACCAAGAUUUCUUCUGCUACCGAUGCUAACCUUGCGCUGCAAAUUUUUCAACCAGAUUAUGAGGUGUGUGUUAGCCAAGCGUGUGGUGCUUCCGCUGGAUGCUUUUUGUUAGUUAGAAAGCAGUUGAAUCACGCUUCAUUGUCGCUACGUGUUGAUGGGGAAGGCCGCUUUCUAUGUUGUGACCUCUCUUUUCGUUCCCGUAAUUGGCGGUUUAUUUGUGUCUAUGCUCCCCUAAAGUGAGUGACAGGAAGGCUUUCUUUCUGUCUCUUGCUCCGUUCCUAGACACUGACAGAGAUUUGGUAGUUUUGGGAGACUUUAACUGUGUUUGUGAUCAUAGAGACCAUUCAUACCUAACAAAGCGUUAUGAUGCAAGUGCAACUUUGCUUCAGCAAUUACUGGAAGACCACAAUCUAAUAGACGUGGGAGCCUACACGCCUUCUUGCGUGCGGUUCACGCACUUUCAAGGCGUCUCUCAUGCUCGACUUGAUCGUGUGUAUGUUUCGACGGAUCUCUGGUCUCACAUUCACAACUACGCCGUGAAGCCUAUAUUUUUCACAGACCAUUGUUUAGUGGCUGUUUCAUGGGGUCCCAGAAAGUUUCGCAAGUUUACUCCAAAUUGGGAAUUGUGGAAACUUAACACAGAACUUUUACGAGAGGAAAAAUUUGUAAACAAAGUGAAAGAAUUAUUUCUAGAGAUAACGCAAUGUCGACAGCUCCCACUGUUUGCUCAAUGGGAAAUGUUCAAACAGAGAGUAAAAAAUGAAGCGAUUGCUAUUUCAUGUGAGCUAUCUCAAAGAAAAAAUGCAGAAAAACAUCACCUUUAUAAUCUACUUCAUAAGCUGCACGCUUUCGAAAGCCAGGAGCCAGGGUUGUAUAGCGACGAGAUAAAUACAGUUCGAGCAGAGGUACAGAAAUAUGAGACGGAAGCGUACAGAGGAGCAGUGGUGCGUUCACGCACAACUCGUUUCACAGAUGAGGAGCCCACAAAAAGGGCUCUUGGUGAUGAAAAGCGAUA